Molecule: messenger RNA, 2211 nt
Organism: Seriola dumerili (greater amberjack)
Lineage: Eukaryota; Metazoa; Chordata; Actinopteri; Carangiformes; Carangidae
Gene: tspear
Product: thrombospondin type laminin G domain and EAR repeats
Exons: 15
Coding region: 219-2210 (663 amino acids)
Biological process (GO): signal transduction
Source: RefSeq, a predicted model, not a curated record
AUCACAGCUUUGUCUUGUUGAUUUUCUUUUUUCUCCACAGACAUUUGAAUAUCGACUGAAGAGAAGAAGAAGAAAAAAUCAGAGGUAGCUUAUCAGAUGCUGUCCUGACGCAGGUGAUCUUCCUCAGACCAGCGGGAAAAUGACGGUGAGCGUCGCAGGUCGAGAAGCAGACCGGUGAGGGGGAAUCAAAUCCACACUGUUGGCGGUACACAGGCGUGAUGUUGACGUGUCGCUCCCUGCUUCUCACCUGGGUGCUGCUUGCCACCAGAGUCCGAAGCCAAAGACCCUGCACAGACCUGCUGCCUCUUGACCUGCUGUCCAGAGCCCUGCCCCGACCAGGACAAGCCCCGCCCACGAAGGUGCAGAUGGUUCAGUCCAGAGGGUCCAGAGGUCUCCGAUUGGCUGGUGCCGUGACGACAGCUCUGAGUUUCCCCGCCUCACAAAUCUUCACCAACUGUGAUUACUUCCCUGCUGAGUUCUCAUUGGUGGCCACCAUCAAGAUCCCGAGACUGAGAUGGAAGAAGAAUGAGUACAUCUUCUCCGUGGUGGAGGACCGGUCUGAAUCGCUGUUGCUGGGGUUACGUGUCUCUGAGAACCGCCUCCACUUCUUGACCACGCCUCCUGGUGCUGGUGGGCGGAGCCGGCUGAGCUUUAUGGAUGUGGGACUGGACGAUAACCGCUGGCACACCGUGGUGCUGGCCAUCACUGGACUGUAUGCCACACUGACCGUCGACUGUGGCCUUCCUCUGGAGCUUAAACAGGUCCAGCCCUUCCCCAGCACUCUGAACACCAGAGGGGCCCGGUUCUUCAUCGGCAGCAGGAGGAGGUGGAGGGGCCGUUUCUCAGGAUUACUUCGUCAGCUGGUUCUACUUCCUGGCUCCGAUGCCACGCCCAGACUGUGUCCGUCCUCUGAGCCCAGUCUGGCCGAGCUGUCUGUCCCCCAGGUCCUAAAGUCCACCCCACUCCAGCCAGACCACCACGGACCAGUUUACCCAUAUGAGGCAGAAGCCAGAGUGACUCUGGGAAAUGCUCCUCCAUGUUCGAGAGCAGAACAGGGCCAGCUGUGGUUCAACGCUCAGAGGAAAGGCCUGUUCAUCUGUGACACACUCACGUGGAGGACGCUGCUGCAGAACAAGGAGCGUCUGGAUUACAUAGAGAACUACCAGGACCUGUACACCAGCUCAGAAACCUUUGACGUCGAGGUCUUCUCCAUUCCUUGUGAAGGCUUGUUCUUGGCUGCAGCCAACAGGGACUCUGUGUCCGGUUCAGGUAUCUACAAAUGGAGAAACGAGACGUUCCAGCUGUACCAGAACAUCAGCACUCAGGAGGCUCGAGCCUGGAAACACUUCACCAUUGAUGACAAGAUUUUCCUGGUGGUGGCGAACUCCAGGGAGGCGGAGCCUGAGCUGUCUGUCAUCUAUAGCUGGAAUCCGCAGUGGCGGCGUUUCCUUCGUUAUCAGACUCUGGAGACUCAUGGCGCUCUGGACUGGGAGGCCUUCCAAAUCCACAACCACAGCUUUCUGGUUGUAGCAAAUCACAGACGAGACUCCAACCACAACAUCCACAGUGUGAUCUACAGGUGGAACCAGGACACUAAGAUGUUCGAGGUGAACCAGACUCUGUCCACGUCUGGCGCAUAUGACUGGGAGUUCUUCACCGUCGGACCGUACCACUUCCUGGUGGUUGCCAACACCUUCGACGGUCAGACCACCAGCAUCAGCUCCGCCGUCUACAUUUGGUUGGACGGACGUUUCCAGACCUUCCAGAACAUCCCGACGGUGGGAGCGACUGAUUGGGAGGCAUUUCAGAUUGGCGACAGGUUUUUCCUCGCUGUUGCCAACAGUCAGAGGGUCUCAGACCACGGCCCAAGUCCCUACAGCAUCAACUCCACCGUGUAUGAGCUGAGUACGCUCACACAAACCUUCAUCCGCUUCCAGGACAUCCUCACACACAGUGCGGUGGACUGGGAGUUCUUCACCAUUGGAGACGAGAAGUUCUUGGUGGUGGCCAACUCUUACGACGGCACCUCGUACUCUCUGAACAGCAUGGUCUACAGGUGGCAGGGCUACGAGGGUUUUGUCCCGGUCCACAGUCUGCCAACGUUCGGCUGCAGAGACUGGGAACACUUCAGCACUGAUGAAGGCUCCUUCCUCAUCUACUCCAGCGCCACCUCCAGGCUCAGCAAGGUCUUUAAACUCAAGACCUACUGAG